Messenger RNA from Cyprinodon variegatus (sheepshead minnow), 565 nucleotides. RefSeq names its product cytochrome c oxidase subunit NDUFA4-like. The transcript is spliced from 4 exons. Bases 119 to 367 code for a protein of 82 amino acids. NCBI's taxonomy places the organism in Eukaryota, Metazoa, Chordata, Actinopteri, Cyprinodontiformes, Cyprinodontidae. The record is from RefSeq and is a predicted model, not a curated record.
UGUAAUGUCUCAUCGUCCUUCUUCCGCCCUGACGAACUGUUAAGGUGAGGACAGUUUUAGCAUAUCUUCACAUAAGCGGUUGUUUUUUCGACACAAAGCGGACUUUCCAAGCCUAAGAAUGCUCCUUACAAUCCGCAAACAGCUCAGAAGCCACCCCGCCCUGAUUCCCCUUUUCUUCUUCAUUGGUGGAGGAACCACCAUGUCCCUGCUGUACCUGGCUCGUCUGGGCCUGAGAAACCCUGAUGUUUCUUGGGAUCGCAAGAACAACCCAGAGCCUUGGAACAAACUGAGUCCAAACUACCAGUACAAGUUCUUUACAGUAAACAUGGACUACAGCAAACUGAAGAAAGAUCGCCCAGACUUCUAAAGGUCAAAUCUGCUGGGAGAAACCCACAACAAUCAGCAAAGCCGCACAUUGGGUCUUAUCUUGAAUUUUCUGCGUCCAGGGAAAAUGCAGAAGCUAAAUCCGCACAGCUCAUCUUCCAGUUCAUUGCAUCCCUGGCUUCUUUAUUUCUACUUAUUAAUAAAGUAAAGGAGUAUUUUCUCCUUCAUACAGAUCACCUCA